GAAUUUCUGCAGGCCAAUCUGAACCACUGCGCCCGUGCCCAGGACCUCCUGAUACAACACAUGGCGGAGUGGCAGAUUCAAGUGGCGACAGCCGCCGAGCCCUACUUCAUCCCUACUCAAUCAAAUUGGGCUGGUGACGUCGAGGGAUCGGUGGCUGUUGUGGUGCCGGCACAUGGAAUUCCACUGGUUCCACAACGCAGCGGACCAGGGUUUGUAGCGGUCGUGUGGGGGGAGGUGACACUAAUUGGAGUAUACUUCUCCCCAAACAAACCCCUGUCUGCCUUCGAGGCUUAUCUUAGAAGUCUGGAGCCAGUGGUGAGAGGUGCGGCCCCGACCCAGGUAAUCCUGAUGGGGGACCUAAAUGCGAAGUCUGCGGCGUGGGUAUCCCCCAUAACAGAUCUGAGGGGAGUUGAGUUGGAGAACUGGGCUGCCAUGGUCGGCCUGGUCCUUCUCAACCAAGGACGCGCAAACACCUGUGUGCGACGGCAGGGGGGGUCAAUAGUAACCCCAGUAAUCGUUAUUACCAAUAUUACCCGUCUCACGUGGUCAACGUGA
This is a messenger RNA of Pararge aegeria (speckled wood butterfly), 555 nucleotides long. RefSeq lists its product as uncharacterized. The annotation marks the transcript as partial. Lineage: Eukaryota; Metazoa; Arthropoda; Insecta; Lepidoptera; Nymphalidae. Gene Ontology annotation, molecular function: catalytic activity. The record is from RefSeq and is a predicted model, not a curated record. The transcript has 2 exons.